Eleginops maclovinus (Patagonian blennie) is the source of this 3424-nucleotide messenger RNA. RefSeq names its product coiled-coil domain containing 71 (gene ccdc71). The record is from RefSeq and is a predicted model, not a curated record. NCBI's taxonomy places the organism in Eukaryota, Metazoa, Chordata, Actinopteri, Perciformes, Eleginopidae. The transcript is spliced from 3 exons. The coding region runs from base 322 to 1392 and encodes 356 amino acids.
CCCUGGUCUAACAUCCACACCGCUGUUGUUGCAGCCAUUUUACCGUGGAGAGACGGCACAGCAGAGACAGGAGGAUGCCGAAAAAGCGCAGUUAAAAGGUUCAGGCAGAAGGAGAUGCUGAGGGAGAAAAUGAUCAACAGGCAAGGUCAAGUCAGCGAGAGCAACGGGAUCCAGAGGCAGAGGAAGAUCAGGUUACUACAGAGAGAAGAGGAGAGCAACCAGAUCAAGAGAGAGAAGAUGAUGAAGCAGCUGCAGCAACUCACUCCACUACAGGGUUUGAUUUAGCUGACAAAGACACAGGGCCCAGACAGGAAUAGACACAUGGCUGACGCGGCCCGAGGUCCCGCCGUUGGCAGGCCAUUGGCAUUUGCCAAUGAAGAACGGAGGGCGGUUCAUUCCUGGACCAGAAUCUCUUCAGCUGGGCACAAUGUCCUAUUGGAUGCUCUGAAGAUCCUCAGUCCGAUGUCCCGUGACCUCUCAAGCAGUGAGGAGCUGGUAACCUUCCUGCAGGAGCUUGCUGAGGAGGGCCAUAAGCCCACUGUGCUUCGUAGCAAGGACGUAUACGGCUACCGCUCCAGCACAAACCAACCCCUGACUCAAGAAAUGUUAAAAACAUCCAACCGAAAUAUCAGACCCACCGCCAAGAGACGAGGAAAAAAGCCUGUUGCCAAGAAGAGAGAGGUGCACCCUUCAUGGAACAUCUCUGACAACCCCAAGAUUCAAGGGGUUCGUCCUCCAGAUCUGCGAGUGGACCAUCGGGCCAUCAUCUGUAGCAGGACAUCCAGUCGGACUGUAGAGAUAUCGCAGGAGCUGCAGAUGCGACCCUGUCUGAGAUUGACCAACAUUGAGGGCCUGUCUCACUUUCAUACAGCGAGACUCCAGAUACACACUUCCUGGGACUCAUCCUCUGAGGCACCCUCUGUUGCUUUUUUACAGCAACAGUCCCUUCCAGCGCUUUCAGGAAUACCUUUGCAGCCUUCACAGAAUGGUGGUGGGGCUCCCACCAAAGCUGUGGCCUUGUUCAGCCAGAAGAGCCUGUCCUGCCCAAUCCGAUUGGAUGGUGCCCUUAUUGGAGAUUCUGCACCGGUCUUCUACACAAACGGACGGGCAUUCCCAGAGACUCACACAGCGAUGACCAGCAAUGGAUGGAGGAGCAAUGGCUUCCAUCAAGAUGGUCGUGGCCCCAAGGAACUAAACCAUCCGACCCGUCAGAGAAACGGUUGGAAGAACAAAAACAGUUUGAGGUGGAAAGUGAUAAAGGUGGAUGAAUCUCGCUCUGUGGCUGAUGCCCGCAGAAAAGCACAGAAGCUCCUACAGGUCAACUUAUCUCCUGUGAUUCAAAUCCAACCACUCAACCAUGUGCUAAGAGACUUCAGAUACCAGAAUAAAUGACAAUUCACCCCAAAUCAACAAACAUUGUUUUCUUUAGCAGAUGUUAGUGUAUUACAGCAUUAGCCUGUACCUGGCUGAGCCUCAGUGUUCAUAGCAGACGUCUUACAUGCGUUUUUGUUGUCUCUGCUGAGUUUUUGGAGGUAGAGAAAUCAGUCUGUCUGUUGAAACCCUGGUUCCUGACAGUGACACUUGGGAUUACAAAGCAUUUGAAGUUAGGUAAUGAUUUCUCAGCAUGCUGGGAAGUUACUGUUGACCGAAUGCUGGUACAUAUUUAUGGUCUACUUUAGUUUACGCUAACCUAUUUCAACCAACCAUCACUCUGCUUUGAGUUGACCACCUGCGCUCCAAUGUUGUCGAUGUUAUUUUUGGGAUGCAGCAUCCACUGUGACUAUAAGGUCAAAAGUGAAUUUUCCGCCCUUUAAAAGGGCAUUGGGUGCUAGAAGUUGUUUUGAAGAGUAUUUAUAACUGUUUCAUGUAUAGUGCCGUUUGUUGGGAAGUAUUUUUUACUUGUAGCACCUAAAACAGUGCUGUCUAAAUUUUAUUGGACGCCAGGAUGAACUGGUGUAUGAGCAGGGCGGGACUCAAAAGUCUUCAGAUGAGCAGACGUGGUGGUUGGUUGGUCACAGCAAAACAACUGAACUAAAGGAGGGGAAAAACCGUUUAGUUUGUCUUCCUUUUUUGUAUUUUUGUUGUCUCCACUGGAAAUCAGGAGGCUCUGAGAGCGAGUACAGCAGGGAAUCAAACCUGCGACCCAUACAGAGAUUGAUAGCUGAAUGAUUUGUUUGAACUUCAGUCCUUCACAAAGUGUUCCUUUUUGGUUAAGUAUUUUAAACUGUUUGGUGAUUUGAUUACAGGAACAUGGAAAAGGACAUUGGCCUCGUUAAAUAUUUGAAUUACCAAAACAUUUAAAGCUAUUCUGUUUAAUGAUUCUUUAAUUGCAAAAGUGUUCUCUUUAUUGGGCUGGACCUCUGAAUUCCAUGUUUUAUUAAAAAAAAAGUACAAAUAAUAUUUACUUAGCUUUUUCCCUCCAACAUUCCAUGGUGUGGCCAAGCCCCCCUCCAUAAGUUUGAUUGCAUUAUCUGAAUAAAUGUCUUUAUUUCAAAGGCAACACAUUUUGGAGCCCUGAUGAAAGACAUUUGUUUUGCCCAAUAAAAUAUGAGUGUGGUGAUAUCUGUCAACUUGAGCUGCACUUUGGUUUUCAAAACUCAUCAUAACUCAUCCGUGUGAGUCGAUGGCGAGAACACCCACACUGGUUUUCUCUACAGGUGCUAACUUCGCAACAUUGGUGCUGAGUUAAAUGACAGGCACAAGAAUGUCCUCAUGUUUCUGUUUUUGUGGUUAUAAUUGGAGCAAUUAGGAGCAGUGACUUCCUGUGAAGUAUUCAUUAAGGAGCUGAUGGCACUGCUGCCCCCUGCAGGUUGGGACAAGCAUGCCAAACCAUCCAUUUUCAUGUAAACAUUUGUGAAAAACUCCUGUGAAGUCUCCUAAAAAUAUGUCUUUCCAAUGCUUGGACUUUACCACACACCAUGAGAAUUGGGAACGUUACCAUACAGACAACUGUAAUCUUACUCCAAUCACUAGCCUUUAUCUUAAGACCAUUCAUUUACUAUGAAUUAAAGUUCUGGAAGAAGCCAGCCAGGAGACAUUGAUUUAGGAUUUGUAAUGUCAAUUCCUAUUUCUUUAAAAAAAAGAAGAUGAAAUAUAAAAUAUUGAAUUCUUAAACCACCAAAAGUACAUGUACCAGGUCAGAACACGUGGACUGUUGCAAUCAGGUUUAAAUUGGAAAUCUGAGUUUGCUGGUUUGAAGUUCAUGCAUUAUUCACAAAUUAACAAUCUGCUCUUCUGGUAAAUAUUAUGUUCUGGAAGAGUCUCUCAUCUCCCCCCACCGAUAUGUCCGUACGAGUCUUGUUCAUUCCCACUGACAAUUCCCUUCUUUCUGUUAGUCUUGUUUGUGCAACACUUGUAUCAUAAUGUAUUUCUUACAUGCUCUUUGAAAACUGUUUUUAUUCAAUAAAACUGAUCUGAAAAUAAA